AUGGCCAAUGUGACCACUUCCGGAAGUGCUUCAAAGCGGCGCAGGACUCCGGGUAGCUGUGAUCUUUGCAAACGGCGUAAAAGCGAUAGCGGAGGGGUCGCAGGACAACGCUGCUCAAACUGUGUCAAUGCGGGAGCUGAAUGCACCCAUGUAGAGUUAACGAAGAAUCUCGGUUCCGCGAAAGGAUACGUCUCAGGGUUAGAACAACGACUGGAAAAAAUGGAGACACUUUUGCAAAAGCUGCUACCCGGCGUCGACAUCGCUCAAGAAUUGGAAAACGGAAUUGAUUGUCCACAUGAUGAAGCUGAAGAACUUCCCCGCAAUGAUGCAAGCCUCAGCUUACGUCUCGAAAACCUCAAGUUAGAUCCUAACCGAAAGCGAUUCUUUGGAAGGUCAAGUGGUUUGUAUCUCAUCGAAACGGCCUUACAUCACAAGGAACAUCAUGUUGGAGAGUCGUAUUUUAAGCCACCAGAGGUUUUGAACCGGAAACGUGAUGCAAUAUGGGAUCCGGAGGACUGGCAAAUGCGAUAUCUCCAGUACCCACAACCACAAUACGAGUUCCCACCCGACGAUCUUUUGUUGGUACUUGUGGAUCUAUAUUUCGACAAUGUCGAUAUUGUACUUCCUCUUCUUCACCGCCCAACGUUCCAGAAAGGAAUAACGGAAGGUGUCCACCGAGAUGAUCCAUUUUUUGGCGGUACUGUGCUACUGGUCUGUGCGAUAGGCGCUAGAUAUUCCGAUGAUCCCAGAGUAUUCUCAGAAGGGCCUACUAUUCCCUCUUCUGCGGGGUGGCAUUAUUAUGCUCAAGUACCCAUAAUACGAACUAGUCUUCAACUCUCAGCAAAGCCUUCCCUUCACGAAAUACAAUGUUACGCGCUCAGUGUCACGUAUAUCAAGGCAACCACAGUAUCGCAGAGUACAUGGACACAAAUUGGGUUCGGCUUACGCCUAGCGCAAGACGUUGGUGCGCAUCGUACGCGAAAUCUUCCACGUCCGACUGUUAUGGAUGAAUUGUGGAAACGGGCGUUUUUCUUACUACUGACGCAUGAAAGGUCAAUUGGAUCUUUUGCAGGCCGACCGUCGACAAUACACGAAGAAGAAUAUGACGUAGAUUUUCCUGUAGACUGCGAUGAUGAAUACUGGGAUCAAUCUGACCCAGAUUCAAAUUUCAAGCAACCCGCUGGAACGCCUUCCAAAGUCUCUUAUUUCAUUCAUUACCUGAAACUUAUGGAUAUAUUGGCUUAUUCUAUGCGUGCAAUAUAUCCAAUACGACAAACGAAGCUCGUCUCCGGCCGCCCGGUAAUGAAGCCUACUCAACAACUCAUCGCAGAACUGGACUCCUUACUCAACCAGUGGCUCGACGCGAUGCCGGAACAUCUGAAAUGGGAUCCAGAUCGGCGCGGUCCUUUCUUCAAACAAAGUGCGAUGUUAUAUAGCAAUUAUUAUAACUUGCAGUGCUUCAUCCAUCGGCCAUUCAUUCCAAUGCCUCGAAAUCCAUCUUCGUUGUCUUUCCCUUCCUUGACAAUGUGCGUCACCGCAGCACGAGCAUGCAGUCACGUUGCAGUAGCUAUGAUCGAACAAAAUGUUCUGUUGCCGUUUCCUCAGUCCACGAUGUGCUUUUUCACUGCUGCAGUCGUACUACUGCUCAGUACUUGGACAAGAAGACGCUCUGGCGUAGCCUCAGCAAAUGCUGAUGCGAUGUUGGGAGUGGAUGCUUGUUUACAAACGUUCAAAAUGUGUGAAACCAGAUGGCCAUCAUCGGGAAGAUUCUGGGAUAUGAUUACAGACAUGGCCAGAGUUGGUGAAAUACUUCCACUGACUAACAACAAGAGGCCAAGAUCGUCUGAGGACUUGCGUGACCAAGUUCAACAGUCGUCGGCUGAAAACAGGGAAGACAGACAGAUUGUUGGCUCGUAUCGAGUGUUCCAUACCCCACGCGAUCCGUUACACGGUCCUCAUAAUUUCGGACCCGAAUCAGAAUUUGGAAACGAGGCUACCCAAAGUUUCGAUUUGAGCAGCUUCCUUAACACCACUCCGAGUCAAGGCUCUUCUCCUGAAGGCUCUGUACUUGAUACCCCACGACAUCUCUUUGAGGACCCUCUCAGCACACUUAGACCUUCAGAAUUCACAAUCCCAAAUCCAAAUUCUCUUGAAAAUGCUAGCGCUGACUCUUCGCCUCAGACCGAUUUCGAUUUCGACACCUUCUUGGCCUCUUUACCCAGUAGCAUGGAUAAUGCAGCAUCGUCGAUGUGGUCCGCAACGCCGGCUGGAUAUGAGGCAGAUGACUGGAAAGUCUAUUUAUCGAACCUGCAAGGAACGGGUGUCCUCGACAGCAUUGUGAACCAGCAAACGUGGUAG
Lentinula edodes (shiitake mushroom) is the source of this 2358-nucleotide messenger RNA. RefSeq names its product putative fungal-specific transcription factor. Bases 1 to 2358 code for a protein of 785 amino acids. Lineage: Eukaryota; Fungi; Basidiomycota; Agaricomycetes; Agaricales; Omphalotaceae. The record is from RefSeq and is a predicted model, not a curated record. Gene Ontology annotation, molecular function: DNA binding; zinc ion binding; DNA-binding transcription factor activity, RNA polymerase II-specific. Gene Ontology annotation, biological process: DNA-templated transcription; regulation of DNA-templated transcription. The transcript has 19 exons.